AUGAAGUGUUAUUUCCUACUUUGGCUUCUUUGGGACUUGGUUUCUGCCCUCAAGAAAUAUAAGAUUAACUCAGAAGUUGCCCUCAAACCAGCUCCUAAAGAGAAACUUACAGAUCCAUGCAUUAUCUGCAUGAACGAUAUCAUUGAAGGAGUUCAGCUUGAUUGUGGAGAUGUAUUUUGUUAUGAUUGUGCCAAGAAAUGGCUUUCAAUCAACCCAACAUGUCCGAUCUGCAGAGCUCACGUCAAAACAGAGAUGAAGAUGGAAUUCUGCGACGGAUUCAUUCCAUUAUCUGUUUUGUUCUGCGCUUUCUAA
Molecule: messenger RNA, 312 nt
Organism: Trichomonas vaginalis G3
Lineage: Eukaryota; Parabasalia; Trichomonadida; Trichomonadidae
Product: RING finger and transmembrane domain-containing protein 1/2 family
Exons: 1
Coding region: 1-312 (103 amino acids)
Biological process (GO): positive regulation of ERAD pathway
Molecular function (GO): ubiquitin protein ligase activity
Source: RefSeq, a predicted model, not a curated record